Jaminaea rosea is the source of this 2691-nucleotide messenger RNA. Its product is annotated as putative beta-adaptin. Bases 261 to 2588 code for a protein of 775 amino acids. NCBI's taxonomy places the organism in Eukaryota, Fungi, Basidiomycota, Exobasidiomycetes, Microstromatales. The record is from RefSeq and is a predicted model, not a curated record. The transcript has 4 exons. Gene Ontology annotation, biological process: vesicle-mediated transport; intracellular protein transport. Gene Ontology annotation, cellular component: membrane coat.
CGCUUCUCAACCAAACGACCCAAGGAGACGAGAUUGAGGUGACCUAUCGUUGAGCUGCGACUUUGCCUGCUUCUCUUUGACCAGCAACCUACCGGAGCUGCGCUACUCAGCGGCUGUCACCACUCGCCUGGCCGUCGAGCUUUUGCCUGCUUGCCCCUGCUACUAGCUUAGCUGCUGGCGCUCCUCGCAGCCACUCCACUCCACUCCACUCGUCGCUCCUCCUCCUCCUCGUCUCCCCCACGCCUCCGCCUCUGCCCAGCAUGGCCUCCUCCUCCUCAUCAGCGGCCGCAGACGCCAAACUCUUCCAACGCCACAAAGCCGCCGACCUUCGCGUCGACCUCAUCUCCGAGAAGAAGGACAAAGGAUGGCAGCGCAAGAAGACGACCCUGAAGAAGAUCAUCGCAAAUGCGACGAUGGGAAAUGACAUGAGUUCCCUCUUCGCUGACGUAGUCGACUGCAUGGGUAUUCAAGUCCUCGAGAUCAAGAAGAUGGUCUACCUUUACCUGAUCAACUAUGGUCGCGCCAAACCAGAGCUGGUGGAGCAUGCCAUUCCCGGUUUCCUUUCAGAUUGUAAUGAUCGCAACCCCUUGAUCAGAGGGUUGGCCAUAAGGACCAUGUCCUACAUUCCGGUCCCUUCGGUUCUAGCUGCGCUGAAUGACCCGCUAAGGCAUUCAUUGAAGGACUCGGACCCUUAUGUGCGCAAGACGGCAGCCAUUACGGUAGCCAAGCUGUACAUGCAUGAUAGGAGGGCGGUGGAGAAGCUAGGGUACAUCAACAUGUUGAGGGACUUGCUGGCUGAUGCAAAUCCGACCGUAGUAGCCAACGCCGUGGCAGCCCUCACCGAGAUCAGCGAACGCAGCGAGAACAUCCAACUCAAGCUCAACCUCACCAUCGCCUCGAAGCUCGUCUCGGCCCUCCCUGACUGCUCCGAAUGGGGCCAGACCUACAUCCUCGAGGCCCUCAUGUUCUUCGUCCCCGAAGAGUUCGCAGACGCUGAGAUCCUUGCAGAACGGAUAGCCGUGCGCCUCCAGCACUCCAAUUCUUCGGUGGUGCUCACAGCGACAAAGGUGGUGCUCUACUUGAUGAAUUACAUUGCCAGCUCCGAAUUCAAGGAGGGCUUGUGUAAGAAGUUGAGCGGGCCGCUCGUCACGCUGUUGAGUAGCGGACCAGAGGUGCAGUACGUUGCGCUGCGCAAUAUCCUCCUCGUCAUUCAACGUAGGCCGAUUGUGUUGCAGAACGAGGUAAAAGUCUUCUUCUGCAAGUACAACGACCCCAUCUACGUCAAGAUGGCCAAGCUGGAGAUCAUCUACCGUCUAGCCAACGAGCGAAACGUCGAGCAAGUCCUCGCCGAGCUGCGCGAGUAUGCCACCGAGGUGGACGUCGACUUUGUUCAGAAGUCCGUCCGCUCCAUCGGCCGGCUAGCGCUCAAGAUUUCGAGCUUUGCGGAUCGAUGUGUGGAUGUGCUGCUCAGCUUGAUUGGGACAAAGGUUAACUACGUAGUGCAGGAGGCAGUCGUUGUUAUCAAAGACAUCUUCCGCAAAUACCCCAACCGCUACGAAGGUGCCAUCUCGACUCUCUGCGAGAAUCUCGACUCCCUAGACGAGCCCGAAGCACGCGCCGCCAUGGUCUGGAUCAUCGGCCACUAUGCGGAUCGAAUUGAGAAUUCCGACGAAUUACUCGAAGACUUCCUCUAUUCCUUCCUCGACGAACCCGCCGAGGUACAACUAAGCCUCCUCACCGCGACGGUGAAGCUCUUCCUCAAGAAACCGGCAGCAGGUGGUGCGGAGCUUGUUCCCAAGGUUCUCAAGUGGGCUACGGAAGAUGUAGAGAAUCCCGACGUGAGGGAUAGGGGGUUUAUGUACUGGCGUUUGCUCAGUACGGACCCGGCCGCGGCGAGGGAUGUGGUGCUUGCGGAGAAGCCGGCAAUCAGUACCGAGGUGGAUAGGAUGGAUCGCCAGUUGCUUGAUCAGCUGUUGCUCCACGGCGCUAGUCUGGCGAGCAUCUUCCAUCGACAGCCGCAGACGUUCAUUCGCGGGACCAAGGCGCGCUACUUGGCUGACUCGCCUGCGCUAGAUGAGUUGGCGAGGAGAACGGCGAGUAGCCACAUCUACGCGAAGCCGGAGAGGAAGGGACCUUACGUUGCGCCCGUGCCGCCGUUGCAGCAGGGUGGAGCUGGCGAGGAGGGCAUCAGGGCAGUAGGAGCGAGCAGCGCAGAGGGGUCGCCUACGACGAGCAAACGCGUGCCACCUCCUCUACCUUCGCGUGCCUCUUCGAGCGCGGUGCCCACCUUGGGUGCAGCGACCAAUGGGCACAGCAAUGGCGAUGGAGCUCGUGCACCUCCCUCUCCCACCGGGUCUGGCAUCGGCGGCCUCACAUCCUCGUCCAAUAGAGCAGCGCCCAGUAGCAAGCCUGCAGCGGCAGCGGCAGGCGGCGCAGAUCCGCAGCACCCCGACCCCUACUCGAUGCUCGCCGACCUCGAGGACGACUUCAUAGGCGGGGCAGGAGGAGGCGGUAACGAGUAUCGUAGUGAUGCUCCGGCCCCAACGAGGGGGAAUGACGAUCGGAGAUUUGAGGAUUUGCUGGGUUGAUCCGCGCAGCGCAGCGACACUGCUUGUAAUCGUCACUCUCUUCCUUUCUUUCUUGUGCUCUAAGUUUUUUCUUUGUUAAUCAUCAUUUGGCAUUGCCCACCCC